GUUAAGUUUCCCUGUAGUCUAUGGUAAUUGGUGGAAGUUCAAAGUUGUUAUUUUGCAAAUUUAUUUGUCAUUCUGAUUUAUACAGGAUGGAUUUAAUUAGCAAAGAUAAAAGUGUUUUAGCGGUGUUCACCGAGGAAGAAGAUGUGCGCAGACUACGGGCACAAUUAAAAAAUUUCCACAACGUAACCCUUAAAUCAUAUGGCGAAAUUGGCAAAGAUCCCUCAAUGUUUCAUGCAGUAAUUACCUCUCGGUUACCGUACACUGAGCAAAUCCUUAAAGAAAUCUACAACAAGCUUCGACCGGGUGCUCCCUUUGUGAUCCUCCAACAGAACAUACCAGAAAUUGACUUCUUACUAAAAACAAACGGGUUUAUUAAUGUACAGAUUGGCCAAAAUGCGAUUAGCAGUUUCAAGCCGUCGUACGAGGUGGGAUCGUCGAGAAAAUUGAAUUUAAAACCUGCCACUCCAGCUGUGUGGAAACUCGAUCUGAAUGAUGAUGAUGAUGAACUGAUCGAUCAGGACGAUUUAUUAGACGCAGAUGAUUUCAAGAAACCCGAUGAAUCAUCAUUAAAAGUCUGUGGAACCACGGGAAAAAGAAAAGCUUGCAAAGACUGUUCGUGUGGUUUAGCUGAAGAGUUGGAUGACGAGGCAAGCGCAAAGAAGACUGUGAAUUCGGCCGAAGCUAAAUCCUCUUGUGGAAGUUGUUAUUUGGGCGACGCUUUUCGUUGUGCAAGUUGUCCUUAUUUGGGAAUGCCUGCGUUUAAACCAGGUGAAAAGGUCGAGCUGUCUUCUGUAUUCUUGAAGGCCGACGUGUAGAUAUUUAAUUUUUUUUUGUUCCUAUUUGUGUUGACACUAUCUUUCUCAUAAAAUUAAAAUAUUAAACUGAAAGGA
Molecule: messenger RNA, 890 nt
Organism: Photinus pyralis (common eastern firefly)
Lineage: Eukaryota; Metazoa; Arthropoda; Insecta; Coleoptera; Lampyridae
Gene: CIAPIN1
Product: anamorsin homolog
Exons: 4
Coding region: 21-815 (264 amino acids)
Biological process (GO): iron-sulfur cluster assembly
Cellular component (GO): cytoplasm
Molecular function (GO): iron-sulfur cluster binding
Source: RefSeq, a predicted model, not a curated record